GCUUUCUUAGCCAAAUGACCAAAAUGUCCAGUUAGAACAAGAAUUCAGCAUUCUGCAAAACAAGUUAACAGCUGAGGCUUUGAUGGAAUAUCAGAUAUUGAAAAUGUCUCCCAGCCUGUUCAUCCUUCUGUUUCUCACACCUGGUAUUUUAUGCAUUUGCCCUCUCCAAUGUAUAUGCACCGAGAGGCACAGGCAUGUGGACUGUUCAGGCAGAAACUUGACUACAUUACCAUCUGGACUGCAAGAGAAUAUUAUCCAUUUAAAUCUGUCUUAUAACCACUUUACUGAUCUGCAUAACCAGUUAACCCAGUACACCAAUCUGAGGACCCUGGACAUUUCAAACAACAGGCUUGAAAGCUUGCCUGCUCAGUUACCUCGGUCCCUCUGGAACAUGUCUGCUGCUAACAACAACAUUAAACUGCUUGAAAAAUCUGAUACUGCUUAUCAAUGGAACCUUAAAUAUCUGGAUGUUUCUAAGAAUAUGCUGGAAAAGGUUGUCCUCAUUAAAAAUACACUGAGAAGUCUUGAGGUUCUCAACCUCAGUAGUAACAAACUCUGGACAGUUCCAACCAACAUGCCCUCCAAACUGCAUACUGUGGACCUGUCUAACAAUUCCUUGACACAAAUCCUUCCAGGAACAUUAAUAAACCUGACAAAUCUCACACAUCUUUACCUGCACAACAAUAAGUUCACAUUCAUUCCAGAUCAAGCUUUUGACCAGCUCUUUCAGUUGCAAGAGAUAACCCUUUACAAUAACAGGUGGUCAUGUGACCAUAAACAAAACAUUACUUACUUACUUAAGUGGAUGAUGGAAACAAAAGCCCAUGUAAUAGGGACUCCCUGUUCUAGCCAGAUAUCACCUUUGAAGGAACAUAACACAUAUCCCACACCUUCUGGAUUUACCUCAAGCUUGUUCACUGUAAGUGGGAUGCAGACAGUGGACACCAUUAACUCUCUGAGUAUGGUAACUCAAUCCAAAGUGACCAAAAUACCCAAACAAUAUCGAACAAAGGAAACAACGUUUGGUGCCACUCUAAGCAAAGACACCACCUUUACUAGCACUGACAAGGCUUUUGUGCCCUAUCCAGAAGAUACAUCCACAGAAACGAUCAAUUCACAUGAAGCAGCAGCUGCAACUCUAACUAUUCACCUCCAAGAUGGAAUGGUUACAAACACAAGCCUCACUAGCUCAACAAAACCAUCCCCAACACCCAUGACCCUAAGUAUCACUAGUGGCAUGCCAAAUAAUUUCUCUGAAAUGCCUCAACAAAGCACAACCCUUAACUUACGGAGGGAAGAGACAACCACAAAUGUACAGACUCGCUUACCUUCUUCUGUGGCAAGUGCUUGGAAAGUAAAUGCUUCGUUUCUCUUAAUGCUCAAUGCUGUGGUCAUGCUGGCUGGCUAAGGGUCUGCAUUUUCUGAAAUUAAUGAAAGAACUCCUCCCUGAUGUAUAGUUGGGAAGAUAUGCCCCUAUCUAACCAGUGACUCAAGCUAUAUUAUGUAUUCAAGAAAGCCAGUCUCACAUUUCCGACUCUGAUGUGAAUGAAGCAACUCGUCCUAAUGAAGAAGUGCACAAUGUCUCGGUACUUGCUGCUACUUUACUGUCUUAAUGAAGUAAAACUAAUGAGUUUCUUUUUUUUAAAUGAAAUGUUUUCUUUUUAAGGCUUCAAUUUACUGCACAAAAUAUAAAGCAUCUCAACUUUAAUAUGUAUUUUAUGUAUGUUUACACUGUCAAACAUCUGGGAAAAAAUAAAAGGUCUAUGCUCAUAA
Molecule: messenger RNA, 1773 nt
Organism: Aethalodelphis obliquidens (Pacific white-sided dolphin)
Lineage: Eukaryota; Metazoa; Chordata; Mammalia; Artiodactyla; Delphinidae
Gene: OMG
Product: oligodendrocyte myelin glycoprotein
Exons: 2
Coding region: 83-1408 (441 amino acids)
Biological process (GO): neuron projection regeneration
Molecular function (GO): protein binding
Source: RefSeq, a predicted model, not a curated record